AUAGUGAGCCUAAACCAUCAGGUGAAUCAUUAUAUAAUAUAAAUAGAAAAGAAAGUGAGAUUAAUUUGAUUUUUAGUCAAGAAGAUAAUGAAAAUGUUGAAUGUCUUGAUCUUACAAAUGUUUUUCUGCAGGGAUAUAAUUUUGGAGAAAAUAAAUCCAUAGUCAAUAUAGCAUCAAUCCGUGAGAAUGUGCCAGCCUUGAUUGAUGCUGGGUUCUUCUCUUUUCUCAUUUUGAAAACUUAUUUUAUGGUUGUAUUGGAAAAACAGUGCAAAAAGAGUCUAUGUAA
Molecule: messenger RNA, 286 nt
Organism: Entrophospora candida
Lineage: Eukaryota; Fungi; Glomeromycota; Glomeromycetes; Entrophosporales; Entrophosporaceae
Source: the annotation of a GenBank genome assembly